Pollicipes pollicipes is the source of this 897-nucleotide messenger RNA. RefSeq names its product alpha-1,3-mannosyl-glycoprotein 4-beta-N-acetylglucosaminyltransferase C. NCBI's taxonomy places the organism in Eukaryota, Metazoa, Arthropoda, Thecostraca, Pollicipedomorpha, Pollicipedidae. Gene Ontology annotation, molecular function: acetylglucosaminyltransferase activity. Bases 1 to 897 code for a protein of 298 amino acids. The record is from RefSeq and is a predicted model, not a curated record. Gene Ontology annotation, biological process: protein N-linked glycosylation. The transcript has 5 exons.
AUGGAAUGCGUCUUCGCGGAAGCGGAGGCGCGCCGGAGGCAGCUGGCCAGCCAGUUCGCCGCCCACGUGACCGACGGGUUCCUGCAGUUCAUCAGAGCGCCGGACGACCUGUACCCGGACCUGAACUUCACCGACAGGCGGCGCACAUUCAAUGAUCCGGCCCAUCGGGUCACCUGGAGAACGAAACAGGUGAUGGACUUCGCCUUUCUUUUCUCCUACUGUCAACCGCUUUCGGAAUUCUACAUGGUCCUCGAAGAUGACAUCAUCACCAGUCAUUAUUACCUGACGGCCAUCCGUGACUUCAUUCACAUGCACAGGGGCCACGACUGGGUGGGCCUCAAGUUCACGCAGUUCAUGAUCAUCGGCAACCUGGUGCGGUCCGCCACCCUGCCGCGGCUGGUGCAGCUGAUGCUGCUGUUCCGCGAAGAGCAGCCGGUCGACUUCAUCAUGAGUCACUUCCUGUCCAUGAUGGUGGACGCGCCGGGGCCGCCGACGCGCCGCGUGCCCUCCCUCUUCAACCACAUCGGACGCCGCUCCAGCCUGGCCAACAAGACGCAGAAGCUGGUGGACCGCAGCUUCCGCCCGGUGCCGCGCCGCUUCCACCAGCGCAACCCGCCGGCCGACGUCGUCACCAACAUGAAGCCGCACGCCGGCCACCUGGCGGCGUACGCCUACAGCGCCGCGCCCGGCCUCUUCUGGGGCGCGCUGCUGGCCGACCGCGCCGAGUGCAGCGACUGGACGCUGCUAGACGAGUUCGGCCCCAGCGGGGCGGUGGACGCACAGGCACUCGAGCGGCUUAUGCCGUUUGGUGUGCAGUGCCUGCGCGUGGAGGUCAGCCCCAAUCACACCGGCCUUGUGGCCAUCACAGAGAUCGCCCUCAUCGAGGAGCCCCCCUGA